Molecule: messenger RNA, 710 nt
Organism: Dothidotthia symphoricarpi CBS 119687
Lineage: Eukaryota; Fungi; Ascomycota; Dothideomycetes; Pleosporales; Dothidotthiaceae
Exons: 1
Coding region: 51-428 (125 amino acids)
Source: RefSeq, a predicted model, not a curated record
GCAUCUUUCCUUCUUAUUUGGUACUCUUCGAGUGGCCUUUAUAGCCAACGAUGUCUGCUUCUAGUCUUCUAUUCUGUUUUGCGUCUACAAGUGGGGACGUCUGUUUCACACGCCCUGAAAGUACAUCUUGGCAGCUUAAUAGAGAAUGUUUGCAUUAUACCAAGCAGGCCUCCUGCAGCCAGCCGGCCGUGAAGCGUCCUUGGACCAGACGGGCAAUUUUGCAGUCACUUUUAUCACACGUCUAUGUUCCCACCUUAGCCGCCCCGACCAAGUGGGCACGCCUCGCAUGUUGGCGACCGACGGAUCGUCAUCCUACUCAGACUCUACAUGGGGUGAUUUGGGCCAACGAUUGGUGGAGUUUGAAAGAGCAGCAAAAGCGAGCCGUUCCUCGGAGCAUCGUCCCAAUCAUGGAAGUUAGGAUCGAUUGACCGCGCAAAUUCCUUGGUGUUAUCUUAGAAGGAUUUGGCAACCAAGAUGGGUGGCACGGCGCUCCCGCUUGCCGUGCAGUGUGGGGCGGAAGCAAUAAAUGUGUGCAUGGAGUUUGCCGACUGCAAGCAGAUGACGAUCAAUGGCUUAGUCCAGUACCUCGGCCGGCGAUGGAAAGGAUGCAUGGGUCACUUCAAUGGAAUGUUGAAGAUAAUUGUUUGUGUUGUCGUGGUGGCGAAGUAAAGAUCGCGAUUGCCUCCCAGAGAGGAAGUUGUUAACGCACC